Messenger RNA from Rhipicephalus sanguineus (brown dog tick), 6779 nucleotides. RefSeq names its product papilin-like. Lineage: Eukaryota; Metazoa; Arthropoda; Arachnida; Ixodida; Ixodidae. Gene Ontology annotation, cellular component: extracellular region. The transcript is spliced from 25 exons. The record is from RefSeq and is a predicted model, not a curated record. The coding region runs from base 119 to 5860 and encodes 1913 amino acids. Gene Ontology annotation, molecular function: serine-type endopeptidase inhibitor activity.
GACGCCCUGUGGUGGCGGCCAGCGCAAAAGAACCGUCAUCUGCCACGUGGACGGGAAACCGGCUGCUCCGAAGAACUGCGAUUUUGGCAAGAAGCCGUUCGACACCGAGUCGUGCAACAUGGAUGCUUGCGACGAAGAUGAAGUUAUCCUUCUGGGAGGCUGCAAAGAAUCUAAGCACGGAUGCUGUCCCGACGGCAUGACGCCUGCCGGUCCCAACUACGCUGGGUGCCCCAAGGUUGCCCCAGUCGAAGGCGGCUGCAAGGCUACGGAGUUUGGUUGCUGCUUGGACGGCGUGACCCCGGCCUUUGGACCGUUCAUGAAGGGUUGUCAACAGCUGUCGCUCUGCAAUGGCACGAAGUUCGGCUGCUGUCCCGAUGGCGACACACCGGCCGAGGGCCCUGACAACGAAGGUUGCCUCUCAGCCACGACCGACGCGACCCCCGUUUCCAACUGCACUGCGACUGAAUGGGGCUGCUGUCCGGACGGCGUCACCGCCGCCGAAGACUCGAACAAAACCAACUGCGUCGAAGCCACGAUAACCGCCUUUGUAUCGUGCGCCGACUCCCAGUUUGGCUGCUGUCCUGACAACGUGACCGCAGCCGACGGACCCGGCGGACUCAACUGCAUCGAAGGUUCGGGCACGGAGGAGCCCUGCCAGGGCACGACGCAUGGCUGUUGCCCGGACGGCUUUUCAAUGGCCCAGGGUCCAAACAACGAAGGCUGUCCGCCCUUCUUCCAGGUCACGCCGCUCGCCAACUGCUCUCUCUCGACGUACGGUUGCUGCGCAGACGGAAUGACUCCUGCCCUGGGUCCAGACGGGCUCGGUUGCGAGGACGACAUCGAGGGUAGCGGGACCGAACCGACGGACUGCGAGAACACGUUGUUUGGCUGCUGUCCGGACGGCAAGACACCGGCGAGCGGUGCGGGAUUCGAGGGGUGCGACAACUGCAGCAACACCACGUUCGGUUGCUGUCCCGACGGAGUCAGCGCCGCAAAGGGAGAGGCGUUCGAAGGUUGCGCGGAGGGUUGCGAGGCCACCAAGUACGGCUGCUGUCACGACAAGGUCACGCCGGCCGAGGGACCCGACUUCGAAGGCUGCGGGAACUGCACGGAGUCAGCGCACGGGUGCUGCGACGACAAUGUGACCUUCGCCUUGGGACCCAACGGCGAGGGUUGCUGCGUGGUUACCGAGUUUGGCUGCUGCCGCGACAACGUCACGGCGGCGACGGCCGACGGCUGCAUCUGCAACGAGACAGUGCAUGGAUGUUGUCCCGACAAUGUCACCGUUGCGCUGGGUCCCGACUUCGAAGGAUGCACCUGCGAGCACUACACUUUCGGUUGCUGUCCCGACAAGAAAUCUCCGGCCGAAGGCCCAGACUUCGAGGGCUGUGUCAUCUGUACCAACACCACCUUUGGGUGCUGCCCUGAUGACGUCACCGCAGCGAUGGGACCCAACUUUGAGGGCUGUGAAGGCUACGAGACCAACUGCACAAACACCACCUUCGGCUGCUGCCCCGAUGGACUGCAAGCCGCCGAGGGCGAGUACUUUGCCGGCUGCGCCGUGGCCUGUGAAAGCACCCAGUUCGGCUGCUGUCCCGACGGACGAGCUCCAGCUUCGGGCAUCGGCUUCGAAGGUUGCGACAACUGCAGUGAGUCUUUGUACGGCUGCUGUGCGGACAACACGUCGUUCGCCCUCGGCCCCGACGGCGAGGGCUGUUGCUUCCACACCGAGUUUGGCUGCUGUUCCGACAACAAGACGGAAGCGCAGGGACCGGACCGUGCCGGUUGCAGCUGUCACACGACACCGCACGGAUGCUGCCCCGACGGGAUUGCUACCGCUCGUGGCCCGAGGUACUACGGCUGCACUUGCCACAAUUAUCCUUACGGCUGCUGCCAAGACAAGCACACGCCGGCCGGCGGUCCGAACUUCGAAGGAUGCAUAUGUUCGCGCCUGCUUUAUGGUUGCUGCCCCGACGAGGUCACUCCCGCUGAGGGCCCCCACAUGGAAGGCUGUCCGUGCGAGAUCAUGGAGUUCGGCUGCUGCCUCGACAGACGCACUCCAGCUCGUGGACCCAACCUCGCUGGCUGCGGCUGCGAGACCAUGCCCUACGGCUGCUGCCCCGACCGACAAACGCCGGCCCGUGGACCUGCCUUUGGUGGCUGUCCGUGCACGGCGAUGCCGUACGGCUGUUGCCCCGACCAACACACUGCUGCCCAAGGACCGGACGGCCGAGGCUGCGAAUGCGAGAAUCUUCUCUAUGGCUGUUGUCCCGACGGCCGCACGGCAGCCACGGGCCCCAGUCUGACGGGUUGCACGUGCCACCACUACCCGCACGGCUGCUGCCCCGACGGACGAACUCCGGCUCGAGGACCCGAGUACGACGGCUGCACCUGCGCCAUGACGGCGUACGGCUGCUGCCCCGACGGGGUCACUGCUGCCAGGGGGCGCAACUUUGAGGGCUGCCCCGAUACAACUCUGGUUGCCUCCGCAAGGAAUGUCAGCGCCAGCGUGUGUGGUCUACCCGAAGAGCUCGGCCCCUGCCGCAACUAUACGGUCAAAUGGGUCUUCAACGUUGCCGAUGGUCGCUGCAGCCGUUUCUGGUACGGCGGAUGCGAGGGCAACGAAAACCGCUUCAACUCGGAGGAGGAGUGCGAGGCGACCUGCGUCAAACCUGAAGGAUCUGAUGCCUGCCUGUUGCCCAAGGUGAUUGGUCCGUGCGAUGGCCAGUACGAGCACUGGUACUUCAACUCGGUCACUCGCACCUGCGAGUCAUUCAUGUACGGCGGUUGCCUCGGAAACAACAACCGCUUCGCCAGCCAGGACAUGUGCGAGCAGACAUGCCUGCAUCAAGAGAUGCUUGACCCAUGCGAACAGUCGGCAGCACCUGGACCAUGCAGGGGCAACUAUCCACGUUUCUACUACGACCGGCAAGAGAACCGGUGCAAGCAGUUCACCUAUGGCGGUUGCCAGGGCAACGCAAACAACUUCGCCACGGAGGACGAGUGCUCAGAACGAUGCGUCAGGCUUAGCGCGCAGGAGAUAUGCAUCCUGGCCAAGGAGGAAGGCCGCUGCCUGUCGGAGGACCGCAAGUGGUACUACGACUACGUGGAACGGCGCUGCAAGGAGUUUGUCUACACGGGUUGCCAGGGCAACCGCAACCGCUUCAACACGCGCGACCAGUGCGAGCGCAUGUGCAACUCCACCAGAGUCGCCGUGUCACGUGACAUCUGCGCCCUGCCCAAGGAAGAGGGACCAUGUCGGGCGGCCAUCUUGCACUGGCACUACAACAUGGCGGCCGGCCGCUGCGAGCAGUUCUACUAUGGCGGCUGCGAGGGCAAUGCCAACCGAUUUGAGUCAAGGCGCGACUGCGAGCGUGCCUGUCUCUCUACCGGAAGUCGGAACAUCUGUCUGCUGCCUCAAGAGGCUGGCAACUGCGUGGAGUUCCGCGAGCGGUGGUACUACAACGCCGAGGAAGGACGCUGUCACCGUUUCUACUAUGGAGGCUGCGACGGGAACGAGAACAACUUUGCCUCGCACCUGGAGUGCGAACAGAUGUGCGGACAGCCGGCCCCGACUGACGAGCCCGAGGGAGAGUUCCUGCUGGAAUACUGCUUUAUGCCUAACGAGGUGGGCCCCUGCACCAACAUGGAGGUACGCUGGUUCUACGACAAGCAAGACGGCGUGUGCCGCGAGUUCUACUACGGCGGUUGCCUUGGAAACCGAAACCGCUUCCGGUCCCGCAGGGACUGCGAGGAACGGUGCUUCAGUUCUCAAGACGUGUGCAUGCUGCCGAAAGUGCAAGGACCGUGCAGCGGCACGUUCAUCCAGUGGUUCUACGAUCCCGAGACAGACCAGUGCCACGAGUUCACGUAUGGCGGUUGCCAGGGCAACGCCAACCGCUUCAACGACCGCGAGGCGUGCGAGAAGAAGUGCCGCAAGGGUGCGCCGCUGCCCACAGAGCAUCCUCUGGAGCGUCCCACGCCACUUGAUGUGUGCACCCUUCCCAAACAGCCUGGACCAUGCUAUGGCAUACUGAUGAUGUGGUACUUUGACAUUGCAACUCGUGAGUGCCGCAACUUUACCUACGGAGGCUGCGAGGGCAACGACAACCGGUUUGAGUCCUUAGAGCUUUGUAAACAACACUGUGCCCACGCUGCAGUAGGGCCAACAGUAGAUCCACCUGCACGGCAUCCCACUAAACCCUGGCGUAUUGGCAAAGGUGCAUGCAAGAGAAUGUCCGACCCUGGCAACUGCAAUGAGGUGCAUACUCGAUGGUUCUACGACGUAAAGAGCGGCACCUGCCUGCCGUUCGUGUUCACUGGCUGUGGAGGCAAUAAGAACCGGUUCAAGUCGCACGAAAUCUGCAUGAAGUUCUGCUCUGGGGUUACAAUGGACACCCCCGACUACGAAGUAUACGAGCCGGACACGGACGACAAGCGGAUGCCACCAACACCUUCUCGAGGGCACGCGGGACCAGAGGAGGAGUUAGACCCACGUGCGAAGCCACCAAUGCCGGUUACACCGUUUCCAGAACCGUUCCCACUGACGCCGGCAGCUCCACCACAGACGCCGGCGCCAGAGUGCCUCCCGUCGAACUGCGAGGAGCUACAGUGUCCCCUUGGGAAGAACCAGACCGUGGACCACCGGGGAUGCGUCCAGUGUCGCUGCAGCAACCCUUGUGAGACCUUUUCGUGCCACGAAGCAGAGCUUUGCAGGAUUGAGGCAUACCGAAGUGCCGAUGGCACACCCAACUACCGACCGGUGUGUCGCCUGGUGAACAAGCCCGGCCACUGCCCCGUAGCCGAAGUCGAAGCGCAACCCGCAGCCGUGGUCCGAGCCGACUGCCGGGACGUUUGCCGCGUGGACGCCGACUGUCGCGACGUCCACAAGUGCUGCUACAAUGGCUGCGCUCAUGUCUGUGUCCAGGCCGUUGUUACAGAGAGCACCACCAUUCACACGUCCACGACAACGCAGGCUCCAAUUCUGACCGCUGAGCCAACAACUGAAGCCCUGUCUCCACCAGUGCACCAGCCAUCACAAAUGGUUGCACAAGCAAAGCCCGAAGUGACGGCCAACGCCGGCUCCGACGUUACGCUGUCGUGCCUCGACCGACCGUUCCUGAUAGUGUCUGUAGAGUGGACCUUCCGUGACGAGCUGGUUGAGAGCAAUGAGGGGCGCUUCAAGAUCUUGGUCGACGGCUCGCUGCACAUCUCCCAGCUGACGGGUGACGACGCUGGUCCCUAUCGGUGCACUGCUGACGACGGGCACCAGAAGGUGUCGCACGUCACCAACCUCGUUGUUUAUGUGCCGGCCACAAUCAAGCCCUCGAGCGCGACAGUGACCGUGACCGUGUCAGAAACGGCACGGAUGUCCUGCUUGGCCGUCGGCUACCCAACGCCCGUCGUACAGUGGUACCACAACUCCAAGCAGCUGCCGCAGCGGAGCGCGCGCUACGCCCAACUCCCCGACUUCACACUCGCAGUCCGAAACGUCACUCAAGUAGACGAGGGCAUUUACAUGUGCCGCGCGUACAAUUACCACGGCCAGCCGGCCGUCUGGAAGGUGUCCUCUCACGGUGCUGCCAUUGCGCCGGGACGCGACGGUGCCGGGACGGCGCCGGCGCCGCGGCCACGGCUCGCGAAGUGCCUUGUUUCGCCGCACGGGCCGGAAAAUAUACCUGACCGGCAAUGGUGCGUAGCCACGCGCGGGUGGUGCGAGUGUUAUUGGGAGUGUAUUCGCUGUAUUACCGGCAUGACCCAACUGAAUAUGUUGGUCGUGCCUCCGAGCUUUUUGAGAACUUCAGGGAACUGUAUACAUAGCCAAAGUGCCUCACUUCAGAUCUUUUUUUUACCUGUAUAGUGGUCGUUGGCGCGGCGACAUAUGAGCUCAAAUUGAGCACAUUUUAUGCUGGGGCUAGUGUAGCAUAGUUCGCCUUUGCACAGUUAUCAAUGUAACUACAGGUUGUAGAUUAGAGGCAAUCACAACUUUUAUCGCAUGUUAAAGGAAUUCAAAAUGUGAGGUUCUUACUGAACGGCCUCUUGGAAACCUGUUCUUACUAACAUAUUGAACCGACUGGAAAGUUGUGCUUUCAGCCAUAAGUCAUACAAUAUUGGGAGUAACUUAUUGCGCUCAUAAAUUUAAGUGAGUUCAUUACUCCAGCAACACUGCAAGAAGAGUCACUAUGCUAGGAAAUUUUAGUUGGCCUGACAUCUGCCUCUAUAUUUUUUUUGUCAUGAUGUCUGUACAUAUGUAUGCAUGCACUUUUCAUUACAUAAAAACAUAGCCAUACAAAAUUUUGUUUUCCUUCUUCAUUUUUUCCACCAUUAUUUGUGGAUAGCCAAGGUCCUGGCACAGCCGUGGCCUGUAGAACAUUAGAAGCUGCAUACUGUCAUAUUCACAAUAAAGAACUGCCUCAAGUAAUUGAACUUUAGUCACGUCGGACACAACACAGCAGUAUGGCAGUGUCAUGCCAUUCUGUUUGGCAUCGAAAAAGUUCAUAAAAUCAGAACAAUUUCGAAAGGCACGAGGAUUGGUGCUGCAACGCUUUCAACGAGGUGUGCCAUGUGAUUGAGGUCUUUCCAGAAUUGCAUUCAUGCAUACGUGGAUUUUCAAGGCAUAGGCUGAGCACAGAUCACUAAUCAGAACUACAGAAGUUUUAUCUCAUCAUUCCAAGUGCCUUGGUUGCAGCUCGUUGCAGUCACAGCCCACCUUCUCAGCAGGGCUGCAACAUUACAGAACAGAAUAAAAGAUUUUUGAAAGCCAAGUGUACAGAGACGUC